Messenger RNA from Verticillium dahliae VdLs.17, 1398 nucleotides. RefSeq lists its product as uncharacterized. NCBI's taxonomy places the organism in Eukaryota, Fungi, Ascomycota, Sordariomycetes, Glomerellales, Plectosphaerellaceae. Bases 1 to 1398 code for a protein of 465 amino acids. The transcript is spliced from 3 exons. Gene Ontology annotation, molecular function: phosphatase activity. Gene Ontology annotation, biological process: dephosphorylation. The record is from RefSeq and is a predicted model, not a curated record.
AUGGCUCCCUCCUAUCGCAAUGUCGUGCUCGUCGCUUUGGCUGCCGUCGCCUCCGCCGAUACUGAACCUACGGUGUGGGGUUCCGUCGCCGUCAUCAUGAACGGCGAGCGCACUCCCCUCCGCGGCGGUCUCGCGAGCACCAUCACACCCCAGGGCGCCCAGCAGAUGUACGGCCAAGGCGUCGCCUUCAGGCAGCGCUACAUUGACGGGACGAAUGCCCAGGACAACCUCUUCAGGGCGCCGAUCCGCGGCAUCGAAAGGGACACGCUCGACAACUCGCAGCUCACCAUUCUGACCAACACCGACGUCCACACCAUCGCCGGCGCCACUGCUUUCCUGCAGGGCCUCUAUCCUCCCAUCGAUGACGAGUUUCUGCACGAGGCCGGCGGCGUCAGCCUGUCCUACGAUGCUGCGACAGACAACUACACGCAGUACCCUCUCAACGGUUAUCAGUACCCCGCCAUCAGCACCCUCUCCACUCUGGAGGAGACCUCAAUUCCUCUCCAUGGACACAAGGGGUGCUUUAACUGGCUGAAUGCCAUGGACAAGCUGCUCGACGAUGAGAAUAUUCGCAAGGAGGCCGACGCCACGCUCGAGAGCUACCAGGAAAUCUUCUCCUCGCUACCUCUCAAUGGCGCCUUUACUGGUGACUUUCCCUCAUUCUGGAACGCCUACGACGUUUUCGACUAUGUGCGAUACCAAUCCAACCACAACUCCACGAUUCACCGGCAGCUCGAGGAACCUAUCCUGUCGGAACCUACCCUCGAAUUCCUCGAACGAAAUGCCUUCAAGCAGCAGCUGGCCCUCAACACCGACAGCUCCCUGUCGGGUGCCUCGACGCGCGACCCUGUUCGAAGCAUCGCGGGGCAAGCGCUCGCCCAGGGGAUCCUGGACGCGCUGGCUGCCGUCGUCUCCUCUCGCGGCGAGACGGACAAGCUCACCCUCAUGUUCACCUCGUUCCACCCGUUCAUUGCCUUUUGGUCGCUCACCCAGCUCUUGACCCCCAGCACCGACCCUUCUUCGCCAUACGCCUCGUUCCCGGCCCCGGGCUUCUCCAUGGCCUUUGAGCUCAUUGGCGACCAGCCCGGCCAGCCCGGCCAGUUCCCCUCGAACGACCAUCUUCGGGUUCGCUUCGCGAUCCGCAACACAAACUCCUCCACCCCCUUCCGCGCCGACAACCUCUUUGGCACCCCCGUCUCCGACAGGGAGCUGCACGACGGCCGCACCGUCACGGCCGACGAGGCCCACUUCCGCGACAGCAAGCUCAGCGGCGCCGGGCUCGUCUUCGACAAGGAGACGGGCCGGACGACCGCGCGCGAGACGGCCGACGACGACGGCGUCAGCGUCUUGAGCACCGACAUGACCGCCCAGCCCGUACGCCCGCGCGAGAGCGUCUAG